AUGGAGUUAUCUCUAUGUUUCUACGGAGACAUCCAGGACGAACCAACGAAGGACGGCCUUAAAUCUGAAACUGCGGAGGAGCUAGAACUAUUCAACAGAAUUCAAGCUCGACUCUCUGACAUGAGGUUCGCUUUGGACUCUCUAUACCCGGGGGCAAUAGAAGAUCGUCCUCCCUCCUUAAGCUCCGCACAUAUCUGGAUGAUGGCAAAUACUUUUGACGUAUAUAACACUCGUUUUGUGGAUCAACAAGCUGUUAUUAAACGUGGUAGUCAUCUAAAGCGGAUAGGCGCUGCUCUGUCCAAGUUCCGCCGUCCACUCUCUUUUGAAAUUUUUGGGAACAUCGAAGUACUAAAUGAGAUCGACUGCAGAAGUUGUUCGAUGGCAACGAUCAUGGAGUGGCUAAAUUCGGAUGAAAUAUGUUCGGAUAUCGUUUUAGACGUUCUGGAAUCUCGAGUACGUUGGUGGUCGAAGCAGAACCUUGAAUUCGGCGUCGUUAUACCUGCUGAGCAGCAUUACGAGGAGAUGCAACACCUUGCUAGUUUAACGACGGCCUUUCUCAAUACGGAGAGUACAUGGACGGGCUGCAAAUUCUCAACGGAAGCUGGAGAAAUGCAUUUCGAAUUCUGCGUGGACUGGAUAACCUGGAAGAAGUAUCGUGCAGGUGGCCUAGUGGCGGAGAGUAUGGAACUGGCUCCUACGAGGAUGGUUUGGUAUUUCGCUUCUCUGAAAACGCGGUUUGCCAAUAUCUUCUCAAAGUAA
Messenger RNA from Blastomyces dermatitidis ER-3, 759 nucleotides. RefSeq lists its product as uncharacterized. The transcript is spliced from 4 exons. The record is from RefSeq and is a predicted model, not a curated record. NCBI's taxonomy places the organism in Eukaryota, Fungi, Ascomycota, Eurotiomycetes, Onygenales, Ajellomycetaceae. Bases 1 to 759 code for a protein of 252 amino acids.